UGCUUCCCUAUUAAGAAGCGAUUCCCCAUCCACAUCUCUCUCACGUUCCUUCAUUGGUUCGCACGAAUUCUGUCUGACAGUUCGCAGAUAGUCCUUAAAUUUAAGUGAAAAAUGUCGGCGUACGUUGCAAGGAAAGGACCCAAAGUCUUCUCUGCCUUCGGAAAGUGGGCGUACAACCUGUCUGGUUUUAAUCAAUACGGUCUCCACCGUGACGACUGCCUCUACGAAACGGAGGAUGUAAAGGAAGCUAUCCGUCGUCUGCCACGCAAAUUAUACGAUGAGCGCAACUACAGAAUUAUGCGAGCCAUUCACUUGUCAAUGACCAAGACCAUUUUGCCCAAGGAAGAGUGGACAAAGUACGAGGAGGACACAAAAUACCUGGAACCAUAUCUUCAGGAGGUCGUAAAAGAGCGUGAAGAACGCGAAGAUUGGAAUAAAGACCACUAGAAGUGGCUGGUGUGCAGUGUAAACGAAUAUUGGUGGAAUAAAUUAGAUAAUUAUAUUUAA
This is a messenger RNA of Hermetia illucens (black soldier fly), 507 nucleotides long. RefSeq names its product cytochrome b-c1 complex subunit 7-like. The transcript is spliced from 3 exons. The coding region runs from base 112 to 447 and encodes 111 amino acids. Gene Ontology annotation, biological process: mitochondrial electron transport, ubiquinol to cytochrome c. The record is from RefSeq and is a predicted model, not a curated record. NCBI's taxonomy places the organism in Eukaryota, Metazoa, Arthropoda, Insecta, Diptera, Stratiomyidae.